GUUUUAUUUCUUGGCUUCUCCUCUUUGAGAAGGCCGGAAAGGCAUUAAGCCGACUCAGCCGAUUUUUUUUUUUAAAAAAAAACAAGAAAAGGAAAAUGGAGGAAUGAACGAAGGCGAAUCCGGAUCGAGCAGUCUCUGCCUCUUUCAUCCUUCUAUUUCCCCCUCAGCUCAAGCUCUAGCCCUAACCCUAAUUCGCCGCCGAUCCCUCUCGGUGAUGCCCCGAUCUGCGUAAUCUCGGUCAUCCGGCAGGUAGACCGCGUGUUCCGGCGGAUUCCCGGCCGAUCCCGAUCGUCUGAUCGGUUGUCGUUGCAGAUCGAGUGGAGGAGAAGGGAGGGGGCACGAUGCCGUCGCACGCGGAUCUGGACCGUCAGAUCGAGCACCUGAGGGAAUGCAAGUUCUUGCCGGAGGCGGAGGUGAAGGCUCUCUGCGAGCAGGCAAGGGCGAUCCUGAUGGAGGAGUGGAAUGUCCAGCCGGUUAAGUGCCCUGUCACGGUUUGCGGGGACAUCCACGGCCAGUUCCACGAUCUCAUCGAGCUGUUCCGGAUCGGAGGAGAGGCGCCCGACACCAAUUACCUUUUUAUGGGGGACUAUGUAGAUCGUGGUUAUUAUUCAGUGGAGACUGUUACGCUUUUAGUGGCCCUGAAAGUCCGUUACAGAGAUAGAAUCACAAUUUUGAGAGGAAAUCAUGAAAGUCGGCAAAUUACUCAAGUGUAUGGUUUCUAUGAUGAAUGCUUGAGAAAGUAUGGCAAUGCAAAUGUGUGGAAAUAUUUCACUGACCUAUUUGACUAUCUGCCACUUACAGCUCUUAUUGAGAAUCAGGUAUUCUGUUUGCAUGGUGGUCUCUCUCCAUCUUUGGAUACACUAGAUAAUAUCCGUGCUCUUGACCGUAUACAGGAGGUUCCACAUGAAGGACCCAUGUGUGAUCUUUUGUGGUCUGAUCCGGAUGACCGUUGUGGAUGGGGUAUAUCACCGAGGGGUGCAGGGUACACAUUUGGACAGGACAUUGCACAACAGUUUAAUCACACAAAUGGUCUUACCCUUGUUGCCAGAGCACACCAACUUGUGAUGGAAGGUUACAACUGGUGUCAGGAAAAGAAUGUUGUGACGGUGUUUAGUGCACCAAAUUAUUGUUAUCGUUGUGGUAAUAUGGCAGCUAUAAUGGAGAUUGGGGAGAACAUGGAACAAAACUUCCUCCAGUUUGAUCCUGCACCAAGGCAGAUUGAGCCAGAUACUACUCGCAAGACUCCUGACUAUUUUUUGUAAUCUCCAUAACCCUAUCACCUGGUGGUAACCGUGCUUGUUCACUUCUAUGUUUGUUCUUUAGAUGUGUCCUAGAAAAGAGGAGUUUUGGUAAGUGGGAAGAUCAUCAUCAUCAUCAUUCUUUUGUUUGGAGUUUUUCCUGCUGCUACUGUAUGCCAUGCCAUGUUAGAUUAAAAGGACACUCAAGAGGUUUUUUCUGUCAAUUGCCUUUCUAUUCUUGAAGAGAGAGUGAGGAAGCAGCAAUAACAAUCAUGGUGCCUCGUGUUUUAUGUGUAUUGCUCGUUUAGAGAAACACUAUGCCGAGUGGGUCCGUUCAAUCUAAAUGCAAAGCUUAUUUUCCGGUGAAA
Molecule: messenger RNA, 1606 nt
Organism: Elaeis guineensis (African oil palm)
Lineage: Eukaryota; Viridiplantae; Streptophyta; Magnoliopsida; Arecales; Arecaceae
Product: serine/threonine-protein phosphatase PP2A-1 catalytic subunit
Molecular function (GO): protein serine/threonine phosphatase activity
Source: RefSeq, a predicted model, not a curated record